CAAUCUAUUAUAUAAACGAUCGCUCGGAGCCGCAAAAUACGUUUCCUGCAGCUCAGUUUUGGGCUUUCGGAACAAAAACACACAGAAUCGUUUUUAGGCGUGUCCUCAAUCACAGGGUGGAGUACCCGUAGGACGAAAAGAAGGUCGACACGUUUUCAACGCUGUGAUUGGUUCGGAAUAUUUUGUUUCCGCGGGGACGCCAGAAUUUAUAUACCCAACGAUGCUGCUAGAAUGAGAAGGUGGAAAACUGUGACUGAGCGUACGGGUCUCUCCUGGUGGAAAUCGAGUGCAUUGAUAUCGUCCAACUUUCACAACAGUCUGCGACAUGGAGGAAUCAAGUAGUUGACGUUUCUUAUAACCUACUCUUUUUAAGCUUUCUUCCGUCUGAUCAUCGUGCCCUUUAAGUGAGGCGUCCGGUCCGGAUUCUACGUUUUCAAGAGCUACGGGAUUCCUUUGUAAAGAUGAAGUACGUUAUCGGCAUUGGCGGAGUAACAAACGGUGGAAAAACCACCCUCACAGACAAACUUGUCAAGGAUUUACCCAACUGUUGUGUCGUUCAUCAGGAUGACUUCUUCAAGCCCCAAGAUCAGAUUGAAGUUGGUGAAGAUGGAUUUAAGCAGUAUGAUGUGAUUACUGCUCUGGACAUGGAUGCCAUGAUGAGCACCAUCUAUGCUUGGCUUGAGAACCCAGUGAAGUUUGAGCGGUCGCAUGGCAUCAACAACACUCUGGAUACAGAGAUGGCCCUGGAGUCCGAGCACGAUGAUGAAGGUGUCCACAUCCUCAUUGUGGAGGGCUUUCUGCUUUACACCUACAGACCUUUGAUCGACGUAUUGGACCAAAGUUACUUUAUUUCCAUCCCAUACGAAGAAUGCAAAAAGAGGAGGUGUUCAAGGAACUACUCAGUGCCAGACCCACCUGGCCUCUUUGAUGGCCACGUCUGGCCCAUGUACGUGAAACACAAGAAAAUCAUGGAGGCGAGUGGGGUUGACAUUGUGCAGCUAGAUGGAACAAGGUCAAAGGAGCAACUGUAUAAUACUGUCUACGGGGAGGUGCAGAAUAUCAUCCAUAAGCAUUAAACAGAGGUCGGGUGAUCUGAGAUGGUGGAACAGGCAUUUUAUACACAUGAGCAAAUUUUAUAUUGCAGUUUGCUGAUGUGGCAGCUCAAUUUGUCAGACAUAGUCAGCUAACAGUUUUAAAGUUAACUUAUUUAUCCAAUUACACUAUAAUGCUGGCUUAAUUUUAUAUCCACCUUAUUUAUUGAUUUGUCACCAAUUGUCUAGAUUGACGUAGAUUGUGUUAAAUCUUUGGAAGAUGGUUUCAGCUAGGUGUACCUGUCAAUAAAAUGAACCUCCUGCAAAAUGUUGGUUUUACUGCUUAUUGUUAAAGGAAAAUAUUGCAUUGUACAAUAAAUCUACGUUUUUCAAAGAAAAA
This is a messenger RNA of Anguilla anguilla (European eel), 1431 nucleotides long. RefSeq names its product muscle-specific beta 1 integrin binding protein 2 (gene mibp2). The coding region runs from base 462 to 1076 and encodes 204 amino acids. NCBI's taxonomy places the organism in Eukaryota, Metazoa, Chordata, Actinopteri, Anguilliformes, Anguillidae. Gene Ontology annotation, cellular component: cytoplasm. The record is from RefSeq and is a predicted model, not a curated record. The transcript is spliced from 8 exons.